AUGACACAGACGCAAUCACCACCCAUAGCGUCUCCCCCGCUAGAUCUCAGCAAUAAACUACCGAAGCUUGUUCCUCGUAGACGCGCCCCCACAGCCCGCGAUCCGCCGUCUGCCCCUCCCCCGCCAACACCUUCCCUUCCAGCGCCACCACACCUCGGAAAGCAUGAUUACCUAAAGCCGUCAAGGAGGAUUCUGAGUCCAGAGGACCAUCAGUUGUUCCUAAAGAGCGAGACAUGUACACUCGUUGAGGCAUUCAUAUACACGAUUGCGGACUCGGUGCGCGAUCGAUCCAUCUCCAGCAUAAAGGAUGGGGAGGCCACAGAUACAGUGAAGACGGUAGUGAAGAUACUGGGACAGGCAGAGGAGGUGCUGGAAAGAUGUCCACCAGAAGACACAGGCUCGCGCUUCGGAAACCCAGUCUUCAGAACCUUCCUCGAUGAGGUUGAGUCCGCUUUGCCAACAUGGCACACCUCCCUUGGCCUCACAGAGAAGGCGCAGGUGGAUGAAAUCUCAACAUACCUACACUACUCGUUCGGGAACAAGCAGCGCAUAGACUAUGGUUCGGGACACGAGCUGAACUUCUUCCUUUGGCUACUAUGUCUCAACCGGCUGGGCCUCCUACCUCCCUCGACUUUCCCCGCGCUCGCUUUUGUCGUCCUCCCCGCAUACCUCCGCCUAAUGCGCAAGAUACAGGAAUCGUACUACCUCGAGCCCGCGGGUUCUCACGGCGUGUGGGGCCUGGACGACUACCAGUUCCUGCCCUUCCUGUUUGGCGCAGCGCAGCUCUUACACCAUCCGUAUAUCACGCCAAAGAGCAUACACAAUGCCUUGGUGCUCGAAGAAGAGGGCAAGGAGUACUUGUAUCUCGAUCAGAUUGCGUUUGUGAACAGCGUCAAGAACGUCGAGGGUCUGCGGUGGCACAGUCCGAUGCUAGACGAUAUCAGUGCGGCGAAGAAUUGGGGCAAGAUUGAGGGCGGGAUGAGGAAGAUGUUUCGCAAGGAGAUACUCGAGAAACUGCCCGUCAUGCAACACUUUUUGUUUGGCAGCUUGAUACCGGCGGUCGAGGGCAUGAGUACGGAGGAGGAAGCGGGCGUAGACCCCGAGGAGGAGGAAGCUGAGGGCGGCGAAGUCAAGGUUUUCGAUGAUGAAGCGGGCAAGAGACACGUACACGCAAACGCCGGCUGGGGGGAUUGCUGUGGUAUCCGCGUGCCGGCAGCAGUGGGCGCAGAAGGAGAGGCGAGAAAGGGGGGCGCGAAACAACUAAGAAGAGUGCCAUUUGAUUGA
Cucurbitaria berberidis CBS 394.84 is the source of this 1284-nucleotide messenger RNA. Its product is annotated as Phosphotyrosyl phosphatase activator. Gene Ontology annotation, cellular component: cytoplasm; protein phosphatase type 2A complex; nucleus. The record is from RefSeq and is a predicted model, not a curated record. The transcript has a single exon. The coding region runs from base 1 to 1284 and encodes 427 amino acids. Gene Ontology annotation, biological process: mitotic spindle organization. NCBI's taxonomy places the organism in Eukaryota, Fungi, Ascomycota, Dothideomycetes, Pleosporales, Cucurbitariaceae. Gene Ontology annotation, molecular function: protein tyrosine phosphatase activator activity; peptidyl-prolyl cis-trans isomerase activity.